This is a messenger RNA of Eutrema salsugineum, 1025 nucleotides long. RefSeq names its product vacuolar protein sorting-associated protein 60.2. The record is from RefSeq and is a predicted model, not a curated record. NCBI's taxonomy places the organism in Eukaryota, Viridiplantae, Streptophyta, Magnoliopsida, Brassicales, Brassicaceae. The transcript has 7 exons. Gene Ontology annotation, biological process: vesicle budding from membrane; late endosome to vacuole transport via multivesicular body sorting pathway. Gene Ontology annotation, cellular component: multivesicular body. Bases 181 to 888 code for a protein of 235 amino acids.
AAAAAAAAAAAUUAAAGCAAUAUAACUUGUUAGCAAAUCGAUAAAUACGGAAUUCUUCCGGCGAAGUUUCUCCAAAUUUUCGAGCUCUUCUUUUUGUUUGUCUAGGAGAAGAAGUCUUGUGUCUGUAUCAUCUGAAUUGUCGCAGAAACUAGUUGUUUCAAGGAGUCGAAGUAGGAGACGAUGAAGAGAAUUUUUGGUGCGAAGAAUAACAAAGAGCCUCCACCGUCCAUCCAGGAUGCCUCUGAUCGGAUCAAUAAAAGAGGAGAAUCAGUGGAAGAUAAGGUUAAGAGGCUUGAUGCCGAGCUCUGCAAAUACAAAGAACAGAUCAAAAGGACAAGACCUGGUCCUGCUCAGGAAGCUAUCAAAGCUCGAGCUAUGAGAGUUCUCAAGCAAAAGAAAAUGUAUGAAGGACAACGUGACAUGCUCUACAAUCAGACUUUCAACCUUGAUCAAGUUUCUUUUGCUGCUGAAGGCCUCAAAGAUGCUCAACAAACUAUGACAGCGUUGAAAUCUGCCAACAAGGAGUUGAAAGGAAUGAUGAAAACCGUCAAGAUUCAAGAUAUUGAUAAUUUACAAGACGAGAUGAUGGAUUUAAUGGAUGUGAGUUCUGAAAUUCAAGAGACACUGGGGAGGAGCUAUAAUGUUCCUGAUGACAUUGACGAAGAUGACCUCAUGGGCGAGCUUGAAUCUCUUGAAGCUGACAUGGGAAACGAGACUGAAGCAGAUGGAGUGCCUUCCUAUCUCCAACCCGAUAAGGAACCGGAUCUUGAUGAGGAACUGAACUUGCCUCCACCACCAAAUCGGGAUACAAGACCUCAACAGGGACGAGCUCAGGCUGAGGAUGAAUGGGGACUACCGGCGGUACCACGUGCAUCACUUCGAGGCUAAAUUCUGUUUUCACACGUUUGUGUGCAUAAAAAAAAAUUCAUCUGAAAGCAACUUCACUUGUGAAAGCUACUAUUCUAAAGCCUUUAAAUCCCGCACUGAUGUAAUAUGUUUUGUGCAUAUUAUCCUUGGACCCUCGA